AUGUUACACCAAGCCUGGCAGCUCUAUGGGAGGUGGUGCCGUUGGUCCAGUCCUUUUAUCCAUCUCCUCACACUGACUGUGGUGACAUUCGGUGUGCUUGCACCUUUGGUUUGCCAUCGGCUCCUCCACUCUUACUUCUAUUUGCGGCGCUGGCACCUGAACCCCAUGAGCCAGGAAUUCCUGGAGCAGAACCAGCAGGAGGGUCAGGCUGCCCUCCAUUACUUUGAGAAGCUGCAGAUACCAAACGCCUCUGAGGCCUCUGGCAGUGACGCCUUCCAGCCCUUGCUGCUGAUCACCAUUAUCACUGUGCAGAGACGGAAUGAUUUCCACUAUGUUUUGCAAGUGGCCUCCCACUUCCACCGCCUCCUCCAGAAAUGUGGUGCACGUUGCCAGAGCCACCGCAUCCUCCUCUGUAAUGUGGAGUCAGACCCCAGUAGCCAUCAGGAUGUCAAGCUGCUGAGCAGCUUCUUUCCUAUGGUCAGUCGUGAUAAAACUGGGGAGAACCCUGACCCCAGAGUGAACCAGUUUGAGAAGGAGAAGCAGGACUAUGUCUUCUGCCUUGAGCAGUCGCUGUUGGUCUACAACCCAGAAUACAUUCUCAUAGUAGAAGAUGAUGCUGUGCCAGAGGAGGAGAUAUUCGCUGUCUUGCAGCACCUCUUGUUGGCCCGGUUCUCCAAACCAUACCUCAGAGAUGCACUCUACUUCAAGCUUUACCAUCCCGAGAGGCUUCAGCGCUACAUCAACCCCGAACCCAUGAGAAUCCUCGAGUGGCUAGGUGUAGGCAUGUUUCUGGGGCCUGUGCUGAACUGUGUGUACUCCUGGGCAACUGGACGACCCAGCCUCAGUUGGCCCAUUGUCUUGUUCUUUGCUUUGUACAGUAUGGCUCUGUCAGAGCUGGUGGGACGACAUUACAUGCUGGAGCUGCGCCGGCUGGCCCCAACUCUGUAUAAUAUCGUGCCGGUCACCGAGUGCUGCACGCCUGCCAUGCUUUUCUCUGCUCCUUCUGCCCAACGUGCCUUAGGUUACCUGAAGGGGCUGCACUGCCGCCAGGGUUUUGCUAAGGAUAUUGCCCUCUACUCGCUGCUGCGCACUAAAGGGGAGAACGCCUACGUGGUGGAACCAAACCUGGUUCGGCACGUGGGAAUGUAUUCCAGCCUUCGGCUAAACGACAACCCGAAACUGCUGUGA
Charadrius vociferus (killdeer) is the source of this 1188-nucleotide messenger RNA. RefSeq names its product transmembrane protein 246 (gene PGAP4). Bases 1 to 1188 code for a protein of 395 amino acids. NCBI's taxonomy places the organism in Eukaryota, Metazoa, Chordata, Aves, Charadriiformes, Charadriidae. The record is from RefSeq and is a predicted model, not a curated record. Gene Ontology annotation, molecular function: glycosyltransferase activity. Gene Ontology annotation, biological process: GPI anchor biosynthetic process. Gene Ontology annotation, cellular component: Golgi membrane. The transcript has a single exon.